This is a messenger RNA of Musa acuminata AAA Group (dessert banana), 1174 nucleotides long. Its product is annotated as cold-regulated 413 inner membrane protein 1, chloroplastic-like. The record is from RefSeq and is a predicted model, not a curated record. Lineage: Eukaryota; Viridiplantae; Streptophyta; Magnoliopsida; Zingiberales; Musaceae. The transcript has 6 exons. Gene Ontology annotation, cellular component: membrane. Bases 258 to 941 code for a protein of 227 amino acids.
CUGGCUCGGCGCGUGAACGAUGAAGUCGGUCGAUCUAGAAGUUUCUGCUUCUUGAACGGCCAGGUGGAGUUCCGUCUCGGAGAAAUCCCCGACUUUUCCCUACCCUAUACACGAACAGAUUAACAAACAUGGAGAGAGGAUCGCGUGCUCUGCGUCCGGACUCGACCUGCUCCCUCUUCUUAUUCGCCUCUCCUCUCGUCGCUCUCCCCGUAUCGCGUCGUGCGUCUUCUUCCUUCUUGAUCUGUUAGCCGCAGAAGAUGACGUCCGCCGGCUUCCGGUUCACCCUCCCUUCCCCAUCUCUAACCUCUUCGAUCCCCCACGCAAAGCUCAAAUGCCGCACUCCCGCUAUUGCGCUUCUCAACGGCGGGAUCAGCGGAAGAACCACCGGCGGAUUCGAUCCACUCAGGCUUCUGGGUCCACCUCCUCCCGCUGUCGCCAUACCGCCGAUGAGGAGACAACAGACGGAACGCCGUGGCGGCGUCGUCUGCUAUUGUGCGCCGCUCAACCCCCAAACCCUUCAAUGGGUUUCUGCUGUCUCGGUCGCGGUAUUAAUGUUUGCCAAAGGCACAGCUAUCCAGAAAUCAUUUCUUGUCCCUCUUUUUGCUCUGCAAGCACCCACGUCCGUCAUUUCAUGGAUCAAGGGUGACUAUGGUACUUGGACUGCAUUUCUGGCGCUUCUGGUUCGUCUGUUCUAUUUUGUUCCAGGUGGACUUGAGCUACCAUUCCUAGCAAUGUUACUUGUCAUUGUGGCUCCGUACCAAACAAUGAAUUUAAGAGGAACCCAAGCUGGUGCAAUUGUUUCAUUGGCAAUAGCUGGGUACUUGGCAUUUCAACAUUUUUCAAGGGUGGGAGGGUUGCGAAAAGCAUGCGACCAAGGAUCCAUAGUCGCAACUUCAGCUGUCAUAUGUAGCCUCAUCAUUCCUUGGUUCUUCUUGUUCUGAUCUUAUUUGUACAAGAAGUUGUCAAGGAAUCUAGAACUAUAAGAGGCGUCAAAAGGAGCGUGUCACUCUCGUCACCCUCUGGUACAUCUGAAACUUUGGAGAGGUUCGUGACUUUAUGUAGCAAAUAACACCAUCACCAUGGAAGUUUUAGAUAAGUUAUGUGUCUAUAUUCUGGAGAACGUUAAGAAUGUAUGACAUGCUUAAUAUCAAUCAGCAAAGCGUCUAUUGCAUUA